AAAAAGAACGGGGAAGGUAAAUGGUUGAUUUCAAAAGAAACCCAAUUUUCAUCACCCCAUCCAGCGAAAGCAAUCUGCUGGCAGUUGUCUGUGAUUCAGAAUUGAAUAAACUUUUGAAACAACAAAUUCAUGCAUUGAGGGAGAAGGAGGGAAAAUGGAAAGAGGAGAAGACGACGACGAAAGAAGAGAAGCAUCUAUAGCCUCUGCAGCAUCUUCAAUGUCGAAUUUCAAGCUGAAAAGUGGGCUCACUCCAUCCCAGCUCUCUAAGUUCCAAGAAUUACAUAGAAGGCGCUUACAAAUAAAAGCCAGAUCAAAAAUAAAAAAGAAACCUAAAGGAUUAGUUGACAGCGUUGGCAAAUCUUGUGGGAAUGACAUCAAUGGUAAAGAAUGCACAGAUGGAAACCCAAGUAAAAGCAUUUCAAAUACCAGUUUUCCGUCCCCGGAAAACAGUUUGGGACAUACUUCCUCCUUGGAGCAAGGCAGAGGAGCAGCAAACAAGGCAUCAAAGGAGCGCCAGAAGUUGCAUUGGGGGCUUGACGCUAAGGAAAGGUGGGAAAGGAAAUCCAAUAUGUAGAUAGAGUAGCUUAACUGAAGCACGUGUUUGCUGGGGAAGAAAAUGGAUGAUAGCCUCUUCAGGCGAGAAGGUGAGUAUGAAACUAGCUUCUGGUUCUCAGGAUAUUAUUUCCAGAACCAUCCUCAAGCCAAAUUUUCAACUGUUUCCAAGGGGGAAAAUGAUCUGCAAAGUAUACAGAGACCAUUUAGUAGCUGAUAUGUUUGAAAAUCUGAUGAAAGGUGCAUGAGAUGUGUGGCUGUUUGGAUGUGUAGAUGUGGUUAGGAUUAUUGCCAGACGCUUCUACGCUGAUUUGAAAUCACUCAUUUUGAUAUGGAUUUGGAAAUAUUCAGUUGCAUUGAAUAACAAUCUUGGAACUGCAAUCUCUUUUCUGAAACUGCAACAUUUAGAAUAAAAAUUCUCCAUCA
This is a messenger RNA of Olea europaea var. sylvestris, 978 nucleotides long. RefSeq lists its product as uncharacterized. Bases 155 to 574 code for a protein of 139 amino acids. The record is from RefSeq and is a predicted model, not a curated record. The transcript has 4 exons. NCBI's taxonomy places the organism in Eukaryota, Viridiplantae, Streptophyta, Magnoliopsida, Lamiales, Oleaceae.